Cotesia congregata is the source of this 975-nucleotide messenger RNA. The record is from the annotation of a GenBank genome assembly. Lineage: Eukaryota; Metazoa; Arthropoda; Insecta; Hymenoptera; Braconidae.
AUGUUUGCCGCAAGAAUAUACUUUAUUUUUUUUAUAUUAAUACCCGCAAGUGUUAAUAGUAUUAGUACUGAUAAAAAAUAUUGUCCGCUACAAGAGAUUUUUGAUACCAAAAAUAAUUCUAAAUGCCUUAUUUCGCACACUGAAAAUUUUGCUAAUCAUUAUUACAAGGAAGAAACCAAAAAUUGGAUUGAUAAGUACUUAACGGAAUGUUCCAAUGAUUCUUCGAAAAUACAUACCCUGACUAACUUAACGAUAUUAAGAUUGAUUGCUUGUACAAAUUUAGUACGUAAAAAUGAUCUUGUGAAUAUUUCAUAUGUUCAUAAGUACAAUCAAAAUAAUGAGAAUUACUCGACUUCACGAUCUAUGACUAUCAGAAAAUGUUGUCCUCAAGGGCAGCGAUACAGUACUGAAACUCGAGAAUGCAUGAAUUUCUCUUCAAAUUAUGUAGAUAUUUUUAAUAUAGUCCGUGACUUUUCUGAUAAAACUAUUGAUUCUUUAUCAAUAAUUCAAGGUUUUCCAACUUGUAAUUAUAGUUUAAUUAACCACGUCAUUAGUACAAUUGACGAUCGACUUAUUUUUUAUAAUGAUACGUAUCAGCAUAAUACUUGUUUGAAAAAAUGUUGCCCAGAAGGUGAAGCCCGGAUCAGUAAUAAAUGCCAAAAACUUUCUUUAUUUCCAUCUUUCAAAAAAAAAUUCCACAGUGAAGUAGAAUCAUUUGUCAACAAUGCUCGUUAUAAUGAAACCUUAUCAGACGUUUUAAAAUUCACCGAUUAUAGCCUCCUCAUUGAAUUUGUAUCUUGUAAUGGCAGUGAAAGAGCAUAUCCAGUAAAACCAUCAAAAAAUUGGUAUUUUACUUCAAGUGGAUAUGUUUACGUACCCGAUCAUCAGGUUGCUCGUCGUCACGAUGAAUAUUGCUUGGAAAUGAUAUUCGGGAACAAAUUUUUGGAAGAUGGAUUUGGAUUCGCCAAUGUGUAA